AUGACUUUAAAACUCACCCUCCUCCCCCUUCUCGUCCUCACCGCAGGCACAGCCAACGCCCUCCCCAACCACCCCAACCCACUCCCACAGCUCAUGCAACCACUAAACAACCUGAACAAGCCUCACGAAGUGCUAACCACCCCCUGCCCCGCCCACCAACCCCAACCCCAAAAUUCGCCCCCCCGGCUCAACAUCUCCUACGGCCAAUGCUACCACCUCAUCCACCCGGACUUCGGCCCGCUGGUUAACAGCACCUGGGGCAACUCCGCGGUUCCCUUCCAAUGGCUAGCCUUCAAGCAAUAUCACGAGCCACGGCGCCUGCAGGUGUGCCGCACCGAGUACUGCGACGAUGACGAAGGCUUCGUUAAGAACCACGGCACCUUCUACCUGCGCGACCUGGGCGGCUCGCCCAUGUCGCAUUGGCAGCCGCGCUUCCUCAACGUGUUCGAGGGCGUCCCCAGCCAGGUGUGGCCCGACGCGCAGGAUACGCAGGGCAAGCGCGCGCGCUUCACGGCGUCGGCGGUUGCGCACGGCGACUGGCUCCGUGUGCAGGUGGUGGAUAGCGCGACCGGGUACAAUGGGUUGCAUGUCAAUUCGGAUAGUUGGCCUGAGCAUAGUUAUGUGUAUACGGAUCGGGUGGAGAAUAGUUUGAGUUUUUGGUUUGUGAGGUGUGAUGGACAUGGUGGGGAUGAUGAUGUGGAGGAGGAGGAGGAGGCGGAUUAG
This is a messenger RNA of Aspergillus aculeatus ATCC 16872, 723 nucleotides long. RefSeq lists its product as uncharacterized. The transcript has a single exon. Bases 1 to 723 code for a protein of 240 amino acids. Lineage: Eukaryota; Fungi; Ascomycota; Eurotiomycetes; Eurotiales; Aspergillaceae. The record is from RefSeq and is a predicted model, not a curated record.